AUGUAAUAUUUAAAAACGCAAUCGAUAUUAUUCCUUUAUGGAUUAUUUGAUAGCAUAUAAUUCAUGAAAGGAAUUCGAAGGUAUGCUUUUGAUGUAAAAGAAAAACAUUGCAUGGAUAUUUAAAAAUAUUUAAAACAAGCAAUAGAAUUUGCAGGCAUAAAAUUAGCUAUUGUUUUUAUAAUUGACUUAUUUGUAUAUUUGUUAGGAUUAUUAUCGAUCCCUAAACCAAUUAUAUUGCUGAUCUAAAUUAUACCUAUACUCUUGUACCUUGAAAACAAUAUUAGAUAAUUGGUAUAUGUUGGAAAGAUUACUUAAACAGCAAUUUAAUAUGAAACAAAUGUGAAAUAGAAUAGACAAUUUUUUAUAUAUAAUUUAAAAAGAGACAAUAAUGUAGGAUUCUCAACUAUAAUUGAUCAAAUUAAAUUAACAUUGUAGGCUUUACUUUUCAGUUUUUUGUUAUUGUUACAAACAUCAUUAUUUGAUAUUUUGGUUGUAAUUUUACCAGAAAAUACAUUAAUAUCAUUAAUAAUAAAACACGUCGAUUAUUUACUUUAUGCAGUAUAUAUAACAACUGGAUAUAUAUCAUUAAAGAUUCCAUAUUAGGAUCAUUUGCCUUAUUAUUUACAUACAUAUAUUGGAUAUUUAAUAGGUUAUUCAGUCAUCUUAUCAUAUUUUUUAAAUGUCUAUUUUAGUUUUCCUAAAUUAGGAAUAAUAUUUUCCAUUUUAUCUCCAAUAUGUUUAAUGAGAGAAUUUUAGAUUGAUGCACCCUUGAUUACAGAAAUAGAAGAGAAAUCAUUUCGUGAAAGUAUAAAAUAAAGUAAAUUUAGAUUUUGAUCUUUUGAUAAAGAAUUUCUUAGGUGAAGAAGGUAUACCAAGAACAUCAUAUGAACAUCAUUUGAAAAUGGCAGAAAAUGAUAAAGUCUAUAAGACAAAAUUAAGAAAAACAAUAGGAUGGUUUACAUUAGCAAGAGGAUUAAGACCAUAUGUUAUUAAUCCAUUGAAUAAAGCAAUUAUAAUUUUUAUGAAGAUUUAUAAUUCUUUGUUAGGAAUUGUAUGA
Molecule: messenger RNA, 1057 nt
Organism: Paramecium pentaurelia
Lineage: Eukaryota; Ciliophora; Oligohymenophorea; Peniculida; Parameciidae
Source: the annotation of a GenBank genome assembly